This is a messenger RNA of Mytilus trossulus (common blue mussel), 5989 nucleotides long. Its product is annotated as E3 ubiquitin-protein ligase TRIM9-like. Lineage: Eukaryota; Metazoa; Mollusca; Bivalvia; Mytilida; Mytilidae. Gene Ontology annotation, molecular function: zinc ion binding; protein binding. Bases 96 to 2177 code for a protein of 693 amino acids. Gene Ontology annotation, biological process: axon guidance. The transcript is spliced from 9 exons. The record is from RefSeq and is a predicted model, not a curated record. Gene Ontology annotation, cellular component: neuron projection.
GUCAUUUUCUCUCGCAACAUCUCGUGACCCACGAGACAGAAGUUGAUAACAACCGCUUCCUUUGAAACGGCUUUGCACUUCAUACAGGUGCGAUUAUGGAUGAGGAACUUAAAUGUCCUGAGUGUAGAAAAUUUUAUUCAAAGCCCGUCUUUUUCCCAUGUUCUCACUCUGUUUGUUUAGAGUGUGCUGGAAAUAUGCAGGAGUCUUCACAGGAAUUUAUGUCUCAAUUUGAGGAUAGUAAUUCUUUGUUACAAAUUUUAGGGGAUACAGAUCUUCUUAAGGAUUAUGAUAAAUUAAGUUUAGUUAGUGAAACUGACAGUGGAGUUGUAUGUAACAGUAGACCAAGUAGCUACAUUGGAAGUGGAAAUAUUUUACCUUCAGUACAGGGAAGUUCUUAUAUUGUGAAGUGUCCCGUCUGUAAAAAACCUGUAUUUUUAGAUGAAAGUGGAUAUAAAUCUCUACCUAAAAAUACUAUUCUUGAGGCUAUUGUGGAAAAAUAUUGCAAUGAAUGUAAACAAUUACAAAAUCAUACAAGUAAAUGUCAAAUGUGUGAUCAAACUGAUAAUUCUGAAGCGAAAGAUGCAUGUAGUAUGUGUGAACAAUGUGAAAUAUUUUAUUGUGAUACUUGUAAAGAUGUUUGCCACCCUUCGAGGGGACCUUUGGCAAAACAUAAUAUGGUGGGACCAAUUCAAGGGAGAGCUAUAUUACGGGCCAAAAAUAAAGCUAGUGAGGCAAAAUGUAUAGAACAUGAAGAAGAACAUCUAAGCAUGUAUUGCUUAUUUUGUAAACUGCCUGUUUGUUAUGUCUGUCGACAAGAGGGACGUCAUGUUGAUCAUGAUGUCCAGGCCCUUGGGGUUAUGUCAAAAACUCACAAGACAGAACUGUCCCAUGGAUUACAGUCAUUAUCAGAGAAAGCCAAAGCUGGGACAGAAUUUAUACAAAGAUUAAAAGGAAUGUCAGAAAAAGUCCACGGCAAUUGUACUGAAUUUGAAGCCAGAGUUGUGGCCCAGUGUGAUGCUUUAAUAGAAGCUUUAAAGAAAAGGAAGUUGGAACUGAUUGAGAAUGUACAUCAAGAGAGAGAGAUGAAAGUCAGGGUACUUAAAGAACAAGUAACACACUGUACCUCACUAUUACAAAAGACAACGGGACUGUUACAUUUCUGUAUAGAAGUACUAAAAGAGGGAGACCCUGCCUCAUUUUUACAGGUAUCUAAUGGACUGCUAAGCAGAGUCAAUAUGGCUAACCAGAACUUCAACAAGGAUAUAGAACUGGUACCUAGAGUUUCUCCAGAGUUUGAGCUAACUUUAGAUUCAACACCAGUUCAACAUUCAAUACAAACAAUGAACUUUUUCCAAAUGAAAGAUGGGACAACGACUCCAGGAAAGCCAACCAUAUUACCGGAGGAAUGUAGUGCUGAGAACAAUAGUGUAACAAUAGUUUGGCAGCCUCAUUCAGAAAGUAUCGUUGACAAUUAUUACCUAGAGAUUGAUGAUGGAAAUGGCGGAGAUUUUAGAGUAGUGUAUGUUGGACGCGAGACCAUGUGCACUGUAGAUGGACUCCAUUUCAACAGUUUAUACUAUGCAAGAGUAAAAGCUGGAAACUAUUGUGGUGAAAGUAACUACAGUGAUCCAAUUAGUCUCCAAACAGCUGAAUUGGCCUGGUUUCACUUUGAUCCAGUCUCAGCACAUCCAGAUAUAUUAUUUUCUAAUGACAAUCAGACAGUUACAUGUAAUAGUUAUGACCACCGAGUUGUACUUGGAAGUGUAGGAUUUUCUAAAGGUGUACAUUACUGGGAGAUAGUUGUGGACAGGUAUGACUGUCAGACAGACCCAGCUAUUGGUAUAGCAAGAUUUGAUGUGGGAAAGUGCUUUAUGUUAGGUAAGGAUGACAAAGCUUGGAGUAUGUAUAUCGACGACAGUAGAAGUUGGUUCCUACAUAACGAUGAACAUCGGAACCGAACUGAUGGAGGUAUACAACGCGGAAGUGUCAUCGGUAUUUUAUUGAACCUUGAAAAACAUUUGAUGUGUUAUUAUGUGGAUGAACAGCCACAUGGACCAAUCGCAUUUAAUGAUCUCCGUGGGGUAUUUUUCCCAGCAGUCAGUAUUAACAGAAAUGUUCAAGUGACACUCAGGACAGGUUUAGCCCCACCACCUGAAUGUGAAACCGAAGAUGAAUGAGUUUAAAAAAAAGGGAGAUAAUUUGUCUGUGAUGUUGUUAUUUAUGACUUUAUACUUUUAAGAAUGGUCUUAUGGUGGCAGCAUAAUUUAUAUAAUGAAGAUUCAUAAUGAAAAAUACAAAGCAUUCUGGGAAAUAUUUUUGAAUGCUUAUAUCAAAAUGUUCAACAGCAUUGUAAACCAUGGAAAUUCAACCAUAGUGUAAUUUGAUUUUCUUGGUGAAUGUGAGAUGAAACUAACAAGAGUCUCUUACUUAGAAAUAUCAGAAAUAAAUUUUCAAAGUUACAGAAAUUGUAAUUGGAUCAUCAGAUAUUUAUACAAAAAAUGAAAAAUAUAUGACAAUUUAACAACAAUUAUGUUCGAAAGUUUGUACAUGUAGUACCAGAAUAGUAACAUUAUUUCAUUUCAUUUUUUUUAAAAGGAUUUUUAUUCUAUCAGUAUUAUAAAACCAUCAUUCAUAUAAACUAUGAGGUUGUGAAUUAUACAAAUAUUCAUCACAGUCAUUUUUGGUGCCAUAUAAGUUGUUUUUUAACAGUUGCAAUAUUUUUUAUUAGAACUUAGGCCAGACUUUUUUUAUUAUCUGUUUAACGAGAUCCGCCGACUCAACAUUGUCCGAUUUCAGAAUAAAAAUAAAAGUAGGGCUUCCUACUUUUAUUUUUAUUUUUUCCGCCGACUGUUACGAAAUCCUCAAAAAAAAAUAAAAGUACGAGUUCGGGUCUGCGAUUAUUAAUUUAUCUCUUGUCGCAUGGUCAAACAAAACGGCGACUUCCGGGAAGGGACCGUUUUUUUUACAUUAAACUUUAAGUCCGAUCACUAGAGAGAAGUUCGUGUUCACUCAAAUUUGUUAAGUGUAAUAGAGAUGAGACAAUCGGGGUCAUGUUGUCCAAUGAGUUACCGGAAGAUGUUGGCAUCAGCCGCAUUAUAACAAACGAGGCAGAUGUUGAACCUGACAUGCCGGUCAACGUUUUGGAAGAGUUCGGAUUUAUAUUUUGAAGUAGUAUCGUAGUAUGCAUAUUAAAAUAGUAUCAAAGAUAUCAAUUAAAAUCAAUAAUGCUUUUUGAAUCUUGUGUAUGGAUGGGACCAAAUCAUUUGAAAAACCACUUUUUUUAUUCACGUUCACCCCCUUUCACUUCCGCACCCUACAGUACACGUUUGCACCCUACACAGGGAUAAAACUUAGGAAACUCAAGCUGGUAGCCCAGACCAAAUUAUUCCUAAAUGAUGUUUGUAUUUUGAACUAAAUUUUAUCAAAAUUUUAGUAGCCCAGCUCAAAAUCUAGAGGUCUGUUUUCUUCCAUUGUUCUUCUAUUUUGAUAAAUUCUUAAAAAAAAAAAAAAAGGUCACUUAGAUUAGGUUUUAUUUAUUUUUAGUGUCGACUGGACCAAUUUUGCACUUUUAUUUUUUUUUUUUAUUUCGUCCCCUCGACCCUAUUUUUUUACAAAUUUUCUCGUUAAACAGAUAAUAAAAAAAGUCUGGCCUUAAUGUUCAACUUAUGGUAUACAUCAGUCAUCAUAUUUGCAUGUGGUUGCUACAUCAUAAUUACAAUACUGGGGCAUUUGGAAUUGAUCUUCAAGUCAAAAUAAGUUGGAAGCCAUCUGAAAUUUUUCAUACAUGGUUUAAUUUACAGCCAACAAUAUAUAAGAGAAAAUGCAUUUUUAUGUCAUUCUUUUUCCAAUUUUCAAGAAACUUCAAUUUUUUAAAAUAUUGUUAUCAAAUUUUAGCUUGUUGAAAAAUAAAUUAUCAAAUAUUUUUAAAGCCCCUGAACACAAAAACUUGUAGAACAAAAUUGUUUUUAUACCAGAGUAACAUUUCUGGUGUUAAUACUCAUGUGCUACAAUUAAUUUGGUUGUUAUGCUGCUAGGUAUAGUCCAUUGAUUGUGUUUUGUAUUGCUUUUGACGGUGUGAGUUGUCUGUAUUUUGCCAGUGCAAUGUAUUUAUUAUGACUUUUUGUCUUGCCUGUGACAAAAGUAAUGAAAGGCAAGACGUAGGUGUAGCUUUUCCAGCAGCAAAUUUGAGUUAAUUAGAAGUCCAUCAGAUUGGGAUUUUUUUUCCUGAAUUUUCUGUUGACAGGCAAGACAUAUCUCUGUGUCAACAGGAUAUUGUUUUAUACACAGCUGAUAUAGUACCUUGUUUGUGAGAAUCUUUUAUUGAUCUGCAGGGUGAUUAUCCAUCUAAUAUUCUUUUCUGAAUUUUUCUGUAAACAGGCAAGACAUAUCUCUGUGUCCACAAUUUAUUGUUUUAUAACUUAUACAAUACCUUGUUUGUUAGAAUCUUUUAUUGAUCUGAUUUACAUGUAUAUUUUGUUUUAAUGACAUAUUAAUGUUAGAAAACUCAUCUAUAGGGUAAAAGAGAUUUAUUCAUGAUUACAUGACAUUUUAUCAAAGGAAAUGGACUUACUUCAAACUGCGUUAUAAUUAAUACUUAAAUGUAGAUUUAUACGAAAUCACAAUUAUUUUCGAAUUACAUGAAAGCCUGGAGAUUUGUACAGGAAACUAGAUUUUUCAUAUAAAAUGCAUGUUUUGAAUUUCAAUGAAGUUUGAUAUUGACUUUAUAAUUGGAUAGGAACAUGAUAAAACAAUUGCUUAUUGUAUAACUAUCAGAAAAAAAUUGAAUUACUGACACUCUACAUGGGAUCCUGAGAAAUCAUAUCCUAUUCAAGAUUAACCAGGCGUUGAUUCACUUAUGUCUAUACUUUUUAAAUUGAAUGGUUAAAUUCAGACUCAUUUGAGAGACUAUUAAAAAUUUGUGGUUGAAUUUUCAAUUUUGAAAAAAUGCAUGAUAAUACAUAUCACUUGUUUAAUGCCCAUAGUUCUUAAUUACGAAGAUAUCAGAGUUUCAAGGAAUUUGAGAGUUACAGUAUUACAAUAUAAAUCACUAUAUAAGAUCAUAUCAGUGUAAAACCUAUUUUGCAAUUUUUUAUGACAAACUUUUACUUUGAAAAUUAGCUGAACUGACAUGCGCUAAUAGAAUUUUUAUCAAAAGUUAGACAAGUAAAGUAAAAUUUUUGCUGCCAGACAUGAAUGGAGACCUCAACUGAUCUCAAUUGACUUUCAAACAGUCAAAACAAAUGAAAUCCAUGAAGACAAUCAGCUUCAUUUAACAUUCAGGGAAUUCAUUCAUGAACAUUUUUAACUCAUUAAUUAAGGUUUGCAUUUUAUUUCAUGAUAAUUUGCUAAUGUCAAGGGCAUUGUAAUUAUUGCUAUUUUCCAUCUGAAAGCCACACAAAAAUAUACAACAAAUUUUCCUGUUUUGUUGCUGUCUUCUUGACUAGAUCUUCUUUUCAUAAUAUUAAAACACAUCAGCAAAUGGAAAUUUUUAACGACAUUGACUGGCUAUACAGCCCUUGCUGGGUGAUAAGCAUUUUAUACUUUUUAGCCUGAUUAUGUCAUAUGAUCAUAUAUUUAUGUUUUUAUAGUGAAAAUAUGUUGUUGGGUUGAUGUCUCUUAGACACCUACCUCUUAUUUCCUUAUAUUUUUCUUUAAUUGAUUAAUGUGCAAUAAAAUGUGAUACAGUCCUUUAAACUGUAUUGAUAAUGCUUUAAAGUUCUUAUGUCUGAUUUUUUACCAGUAAUGUAGCUACUUAAUACAGCAUUGCUGAUUCUAUCAAAGGAAUCGAAUAGCAUUUAUAUUUUUAUUGAGCAAUUGCAAACUAGCAAAUUGUUAAUGGCUUUUUAGUUUUACUGUUUGUUUUGACAGUUAUUUAAGAAAUCUAUACAUAACAUGUGAAUUGGAUAUCAACACAGUAUAAUUAUGGCAUGUGAAACAGUAUAAUGCUGUAAUUGAAUAUUUAUUAUAGAAAUAAAACUUCUUAAAUUGA